Messenger RNA from Cutaneotrichosporon cavernicola, 1362 nucleotides. RefSeq lists its product as uncharacterized. The coding region runs from base 1 to 1362 and encodes 453 amino acids. The record is from RefSeq and is a predicted model, not a curated record. Gene Ontology annotation, cellular component: nucleoplasm; nucleolus. Lineage: Eukaryota; Fungi; Basidiomycota; Tremellomycetes; Trichosporonales; Trichosporonaceae. The transcript is spliced from 2 exons.
AUGGCACAGGACACCAAAGCCCUCGACGCCGCGAUCCUCGCGUACCUCGCCGCCCGCGGCCUCACCCGCUCCACCAAGGCGUUCGAGAAGGAGACGGCCGCCUCGGCCGGCGGCGACAAGGAUGCCCUAGAGACCGCUUGGGCGGCCGUCAGCAAGGCGACUGCUGCGGCUGUGACCGCUGCUGCGGCCAUUGAUGUCGAGAUGGCCUCUGACUCGGACUCGGACUCGGACUCGGACGACAGCGGUAGCGAAAGCGACAGCGAGAGCUCGGACUCGGACUCUGACUCGGACAGUGACUCGGACGACGAGACGAGCAGCGAGGGCACCGUGGAGGCCGUGGUUGCUAUGGCUGCCUCGAUCCGUGAGAGCGCCAUCGCUGCCGCCGUCGCUGCCGCCGCUGCGGUCCCUCUGCCCGAGUCUGGCUCGUCCAGCUCAGGCUCGAGCUCGAGCUCGAGCUCGUCUGACUCUGGCUCUGACUCGGACUCAGACUCGGACUCGGGUUCGUCGUCGUCGAGCUCUUCCAGCUCGGACGACGAGGAUGACAAGCCCGCCGUCAAGGUCAUCGAGGUCGUGGUCAAGCCCGAGUCGUCUAGCGGCAGCUCGACCCUCAAGGAGGGCAAGAGCAGCUCUUCCGACAGUGACAGCGACAGUGGCGACGAGAGCGACUCUUCAUCGUCUUCUUCGUCGUCUUCGAGCUCGUCCUCGUCCUCGUCCUCGUCGUCUUCCUCAUCGAGCUCCUCGUCGUCUUCUUCCUCGUCGUCUUCCUCGAGCUCUUCGUCCAGCUCUUCGUCCAGCUCGUCGUCCAGCUCUUCAUCCAGCUCGUCGUCGAGCUCGUCUGGGUCGAGCUCAUCCUCGUCGUCUUCUUCCGAGUCGGAGGCCGAGCCCGAGACCAAGCCUGGCCUGGGCGCCAAGCGCCGCCGUUCGCCCUCCUCCUCCCCCGCCUCCUCGGACGACAACAAGAAGCGCAAGGUCGACACCCCCUCCACGAACGCUCCCACCUCAUCGGACUCUUCUAGGGCCGUGGUUGCCCCAGCGGACGAGUGGACGCCGUCGAACUCGUUCCCUCCUUCGGGCACGUCGACCCCCAACGGACCCAAGGGCAAGGGGCGGCCGCAGAACGCGCGCUUCGAGCGCAUCAAGUCGAACAACGUCAGCUUCCAUGACCAGCGGCUGAUGGACAACUCGUUUGACGCGCACAUCCGUAACGGCGCCUCGAACAAUGACUUUGGAGCGCGCGCGUCCCGCGACCUCAUCGUUACUCGUGGGGCCGGGUUCCGGAAGGAGAAGAACAAGAAGAAGCGCGGGAGCUACGCCGGCGGAGAGAUUACGCUCGCCACAAACUCGAUCAAGUUUGACGACUAA